CACACUUCAAAAGUUUGUAGAUCGGCAGUCUGAGUUAGUCCGAGUUUAAGGAUAGAAAAUGUAUUUUGUCCUCUUUGGGUUAGAACCAGCAAGAGGAGUCGUGAAUCCGUGACAACCGGCGGCGGCGAGGGAAGAAUCGAAGAUCGCCGCAGCCGCAAGGAAGGAAACCGAGAACAACUCAAUCCGCUGGCUAUGGCGUUGCUGAUGGAGCCCGGCGCUGAGCCCCUGACUGAGAGCGAGCAGGCCGACCUGGCCGGCAUCGCCGCCAUCAAGGAGUCGGCGGCGCGCGAAUACAAGGAGCAGGGGAACCAGUUCGUCCGGAUGGGCCGGAGGCACUACGCCGCGGCGGUCUCCUGCUACACGAAGGCCAUCGCUCAGAUGGAGCCCCUCUCCUCCCUCGACGCAUCAGCCGCUGCUGACGCCUCCGUUCUCUUCGCCAACCGAGCACAUGUCAACAUCCUCCUCGGUAACCACCGACGGGCCCUCGACGACGCCGAGCAGGCCAUCCGCCUCUCUCCCUCCAGCGUCAAGGCGUACUACCGAGCAGUGAAGGCGGCGCUUGCGCUGGACUUGUUAACGGACGCGGCGUCCUUCUGCAGGAAGGGGCUCGAACAGGACCCCCCUAACGAGGAAUUCAAGAAACUGUUGUCGGAAGUGGAUUCAAAACUGAGAGAGCAAGAUCGUCAGAGAGCGAAGGUUGCACAAGCAAUCGCCAAAGCCAAGGAUCUUGCUGCUGCUAUGGGAAAGAGAGGGGUGAAACUUGGGAAGGCAGCCUAUCAAGAGCUGACAGGGGUAAAGAAGCCAGUGCUGGAUGAGCAGGGCGUGCUCCACUGGCCUGUUCUUCUGCUCUACCCAGAGGUCAUGUCGAGUGACUUCAUUGAGGAUUUUCCAGAUACAGAUACUUUCUCGCCCCACCUUGAUGUCAUGUUCUCAGAAACUUCUCCACCAUUGCCAUGGGAUGAUAACCAUGUUUACACAAGGGACUCAAUCGAAUUAUAUUAUCAGGGUGGUUUUGGCAAACCUUUGUCCCGAAGUGAGGUAUUAAGAUAUCUUCUAGAAGGCAAUGUAGAUUCGAAGGCGCUUCCAGAUAGCCUUCUUGACGGGGAAGACGAAGAACAUGACAGUACCAAAUGUACCACUGUUACAUCAACUGAUAGCUCCAGUAAGUGGAUCAAGGUAAAAGAAGGAAAAACACUUCAGGAGGUGCUGCAGGAUAAAGGCUAUAUUGUUCCUGCAAUUCCUGUGUUCUUCGUUGUUUCAAGGAAGUCCACAUUCUAUAAAGACUUCAAGGCUGGAAACUGGUCUUUGCCAUGAAACAGAACCGGACACUAAGGUUCAGCUUAAAUCGAUCUCUGAGACGGGCAGCGGAUAUGGCAAGAAAGCAGAAGAUGCCCUCUUGUGAUCAUGGUCAUUUGGUUUAAAAGGAGUGUGCUUUUUUCAGUGUCUGCAGACUGACAGCCUUUUGUUACCGAGAUAGACAGAAAAGACGAGGCAAUGUAAUAUGAAUUUUUAUGUGAACCGAUUCAGCGUUUAGCAUGGUCGUAGUAUGUUAAGUCUCGGUUGAAACGUUGGUGUUUCUAACGGAUGGUCUUGACAGUAGUGUCUGA
Messenger RNA from Zea mays, 1607 nucleotides. RefSeq lists its product as uncharacterized. NCBI's taxonomy places the organism in Eukaryota, Viridiplantae, Streptophyta, Magnoliopsida, Poales, Poaceae. Gene Ontology annotation, cellular component: cytosol; nucleus. The transcript is spliced from 7 exons. The record is from RefSeq and is a predicted model, not a curated record. The coding region runs from base 193 to 1314 and encodes 373 amino acids. Gene Ontology annotation, molecular function: Hsp90 protein binding; Hsp70 protein binding. Gene Ontology annotation, biological process: protein folding.